CGGAGGUCACACCCGAAUGAGCAAAGCGCGGAGGCGUCGAAGUGACUUGUUGUUAAUGUAGAUCCCGUAGUUCGAUGUGGUUAUAGGUGGUGGCCAGACAUAACGACAUAGCAGGAGUCUCCGGUGACACGGUUGCGUUUGGAUUUGACGUAGUUGCUUCUACUCUCACAUUACGGGACAUUUUUUUUGUAGCUCCUCGAGUUUUAGGUUCUACUGUGCACAACUGAGACCUAGAGAUCACGUAUUUGUUUAGAACCGUGCGCGUCUGUGACGGAAUCAAAACAACAAUGCAGAGUGACACAAAUAAAUCACAUACAGCCAAUGAAUUAAGUGACGCGGUGCCUGUGUUUUUAGGUUUGAGUUCGCAGUUUAACGAGAUAGUGGAUAAUGGACGGGGCGACAUUCCGUUCGCUGCAGACAGCGGCCCAAAUUACGGAAACCGUUUCUCCGUCUCGGAGGAUUUUGGAGCUGGCGCCAGUUUGACCUCAUUAGCCACCCAGAUGUCGAGGAAAACGAUAAUUAUAUCAAAUGGGCCAUCAUUCGAAGUAAAUCAAGACAUUUGUGGACAAAAUGACUCGGGUUUUUUACAAACUCUGGAGCGCGAAAGGGACUGCGAAUGGAACGUGACAAGGCCUACGCACGAUUUGGAGAUGGCCCAAGGUCUCCGUAAAAACUCGGACAUGUUAGUGAAUCUGGAUAACGGUAACGCAGUGCCCUCUCAGUUUGACGAACUGUUACCUUUAAGUUCUCCAUUACGUAAAGACCCCCCAGCCCUGGUGUUUGGUAGGGACUUUCCGGACACAUCGGCAGUCAAUUACCAAACCCAAAGCAGCCGUAACAUCAAAAUCGAACCAGGGCAUGAGGGACCCUGUCCCGUGGCGGAUGGAUCUUGGUUCUGUAAAUAUUGUGACAACGGAAAUUGCAUGUCUCGUGGAGCACGUAAACCCUUUCCAUGUACCUCGUUCUCUGGGGUUAACUAUACGGACUAUGAGUCUGGGAUGCCACAGGAGUUUCAUGUCCAGGCGCAAAGUUACCAAAGUGUGAUGAUGGGUGAAAGGGGUCUCCAAGUGUAUCAUUCCGCUAUCAAGAAGGAUAGUUCUGGAUGGAUGGGUGCUGACCCCAGUUUGAGAUGUGAGGAUAUGUUGCCAGUGAGGGUGUAUUUCUCAGACCGGAGGGUGUGUAAGGUAUGUGGAGACGAGGCGUCAGGCUGUCACUAUGGAGCUGUUACCUGUGGGAGCUGCAAGGUGUUCUUCAAGAGGGCCGCAGAGAGUAAGCAGAAUCACCUGUGCGCCAGCCGUAACGACUGCACCAUCGACAAGCUGAGGAGGAAGAACUGUCCUUCCUGUCGUCUCAGCAGAUGCUUCCGGUCUGGAAUGAGCCUCAAAGGCCGGAAGCUGAGGGGAGCUGGCCCACUGAAAGGAGGAGUGGAGGGGGGAACACAGGCACCUGGCAGAGAGAGGCCUGGAGAGAGGGAAGGGGAGAGGCCUGGAGAGAGGACUGGAGAGAGGGAAGGAGAGAGGCCUGGAGAGAGGACUGGAGAGAGGGAAGGAGAGAGGUCUGGGGGACUACAGUUAGCCACCAAUUCCCCACAGGCUCAAUGCUGUGGUGCUUCGCAGGCUCCCACUCUUGGCCCCUGCCCUAGUCUACGCCCCUCCCUCCUCAACGUCCUGAGUUCCAUCGAGCCAGAAAUGGUCAACGCAGGCCAUGACACCUCCCAGCCAGACUGUUUCACCUCCCUACUGUCCAGCCUCAACGAGCUGGGAGAGAGGCAACUGGUGUCUGUGGUGAACUGGGCUAAAGCCAUGCCAGGUUUCAGACAGCUGCAUGUAGAAGACCAGAUGUCAGUGAUCCAGUCUUCAUGGCUGGGGUUGAUGGUGUUCGCUCUGGGCUGGAGGUCUUACACUAACACAGACGCUGGAGAGCUCUACUUCGCUCCUGACCUCAUCUUCAACGAUCAGAGAAUGCGUGUGUCCAGUAUGUAUGAACACUGUGUCCGGUUCCGUCUGCUGUCCCAGAGGUUCUGUAUGCUCAGAGUCACCCAGGACGAGUUCCUCUGUAUGAAGGCUCUGCUCCUCUUCAGCAUCAUCCCUGUGGAGGGUCUGAGGAAUCAGAAGUGUUUUGACGAGCUGAGGAUCUCUUACAUCAAGGAGCUGGAUCGUCUGGCCAGCUACCAUGGAGAAAAACACCACACACAACGUCUGUUCCAGCUAACACAGCUACUGGACUUCCUACACCCGAUUGUAAGGAAGCUGCACCAGUUCACCUAUGAUCUGUUUAUUCAGGCCCAGUCUCUGCCCACCAGAGUCAGCUAUCCAGAGAUGAUCUCUGAGAUUGUCAGCGUUCACGUGCCCAAGAUCCUCACAGGCAUGGUUCAGCCAAUCCUCUUUCACAAUGCACCUUGCUAGAGGGUCAUCCCAUUACAAUUCAUCCUAAAAGAGGGACAGACAAUAACAAAACAAUCUGUUAGACAUUCAACCCAGGGUCCCCC
Messenger RNA from Oncorhynchus mykiss (rainbow trout), 2488 nucleotides. RefSeq names its product progesterone receptor. The record is from RefSeq and is a predicted model, not a curated record. Gene Ontology annotation, molecular function: DNA-binding transcription factor activity; sequence-specific DNA binding; zinc ion binding. Gene Ontology annotation, biological process: regulation of DNA-templated transcription. NCBI's taxonomy places the organism in Eukaryota, Metazoa, Chordata, Actinopteri, Salmoniformes, Salmonidae.